Messenger RNA from Puntigrus tetrazona (Sumatra barb), 4028 nucleotides. It is a transcript of the gene adarb1b, whose product is annotated as adenosine deaminase RNA specific B1b. The transcript has 14 exons. Lineage: Eukaryota; Metazoa; Chordata; Actinopteri; Cypriniformes; Cyprinidae. The record is from RefSeq and is a predicted model, not a curated record. Bases 563 to 2662 code for a protein of 699 amino acids. Gene Ontology annotation, biological process: adenosine to inosine editing; RNA processing. Gene Ontology annotation, molecular function: tRNA-specific adenosine deaminase activity; double-stranded RNA adenosine deaminase activity; double-stranded RNA binding. Gene Ontology annotation, cellular component: nucleolus; cytoplasm.
GCGCGCUACCGACUGGCGACCCCGCGAGAGUAUUCUAGGCCGCUCGUGUGAUCAAACAGAUCCGCUCCGUUCCCGGGAACAUCAUCGAGAUUAGAGGUGGGCUCUCAACUUUAUUCCAAUGGCGGACGGGGGUCCUUUGAAUCCGCGCUGAGGUGCCGAUCGCCGCAUUCACACCCAUCUUGGACAGUUGUUCAGGUGGAAACUACCAGCACUGAUUACUAGUUAGUCCAGAGGGAAGACUGAAUAAUGAGCAGUGAGUAAAUACAGAAGAAGUGGAGACCCGCAGCAGGAAGAUCUUGUUCAAUGCUGUAAGACACCGGAGCAACAUCCCCUGCUUUAUAAUAGCAGUUGACGUUACCCAGUAUAAAAAAGACGAAGACGAUGGUUGCCACCAGCUGUAUGGCUGCCGAGGUUAUUCAAAACAUCUCAUUUUGUGUUCAUCAAAAGAAAGAAAAUCUCACAGGCUCGGUGAUCAAGCGUCAGAGCUGCUCUGAGGACCAGCGGAAACCCAGGUGUGGCCGGGGCUCAGGCAGCGCAGGGCCAGUCGAGGCGUUUCACCACCAUGGAUGUUGACGAGGAGGAGAACAUGAGUUCAUGCAGCACCGACGUAAAGGAAAACCGCAACCUGGACAACGUCUCUUCUAAGGAGGGAGCUGGCCUGGUGGAGCAGCUCCCCAACGGUAGUGGAGGAGGGGGUCGCAAGCGGCCCCUGGAGGAGGGCAACAAUGGCCACGCUCACUCCAAAUUCAGACCCAAGAAACGUAAGAAAACGCCAGGGCCGGUUCUUCCCAAGAACGCCCUGAUGCAGCUGAACGAGAUCAAACCGGGUCUGCAGUACAAGCUGCUCUCGCAGACCGGCCCCGUCCACGCGCCGGUCUUCGUCAUGACCGUCGAGGUUAACGGUCAGUUGUUUGAGGGCUCGGGGCCUACGAAGAAAAAGGCCAAGCUAAACGCCGCAGAGAAGGCGCUGCGCUCCUUCGUGCAGUUCCCAAACGCGUCCGAGGCUCACCUGGCCAUGGGCCGUACGCUCACCGUCAACACGGAUUUCACCUCCGACCAGGCUGACUUCCCUGACAUGCUCUUCAACGGGUUUGAGACGCCGGCACCGUCUGAGGAAACGUUUUUUCUGGGCUCCAACGGCAACGGCUCCUUAAAACCGCUGGGAGAGUAUCCCGUGCCCCAGGCGCCAGGUACGAACAGCCUCGUGCAGGCUCCGCUUCCGCCGCCCUCCUCCUUUUCCUCCUCGACCAGCGGCAAAAACCCCGUCAUGAUUCUCAACGAGCUGCGGCCGGGCCUCAAAUACGAGUUUGUGUCGGAGAGCCGGGAGAGCCACGCUAAGAACUUUGUGAUGUCGGUGACAGUGGACUCGCAGACGUUUGAGGGCUCCGGCCGAAAUAAGAAACUCGCUAAAGCCCGGGCUGCCCAAGCGGCUCUGUCGGCGCUCUUCAACAUGCAACUGGACCAGACCCCGUCCCGCCAACCCAUCCCGAGAGAGGGGCUGCAGCUGCACCUACCGCAGGUCCUUGCAGAUGCCGUCUCUCGUCUGGUAGUGGACAAAUUCAGCGAGCUCACAGACAACUUCACGUCUCCACAUGCGCGGCGGAAAGUUCUGGCUGGUGUUGUCAUGACAACAGGCACCGAUGUCAAGGACGCUCAGGUCAUCUGCGUCUCCACGGGAACCAAGUGUAUAAACGGCGAGUAUAUGAGCGACCGUGGCCUUGCGCUCAACGACUGUCACGCUGAAAUCAUCGCUCGCCGCUCUCUGAUCAGGUAUCUCUACAUGCAGCUGGAGCACUUCUUAAGCAACAAUAAAGAGGAGCACCAAAAGUCCAUAUUCACGCAGUGUGACAAGCGUGGCUUUCGGCUGAAAGACAACGUCCAGUUUCAUCUUUACAUCAGCACAUCGCCCUGCGGAGACGCCCGCAUCUUCUCUCCUCACGAGGCGGGCGUAGAGGACCAGGGAGACAGACACCCGAACAGGAAGGCAAGGGGCCAGCUUAGGACCAAGAUCGAGUCUGGAGAGGGAACCAUCCCGGUGCGAUCUAGUAACACCAUACAGACGUGGGACGGGGUCCUGCAGGGCGAGCGGCUGCUUACCAUGUCAUGCAGUGACAAAAUCGCAAGGUGGAACGUGGUGGGCAUCCAGGGCUCUCUGAUGAGCUACUUCACAGAGCCCAUCUACUUCUCCAGCAUCAUCCUGGGCAGCUUGUAUCACGCUGAUCAUCUCUCCCGAGCCAUGUACCAGCGGAUCGCUGACAUCGAAGACCUGCCCCAGCAAUUCUCCCUCAACCGCCCCCUGCUCAGCGGAAUCAGUAACGCCGAGGCCCGGCAGCCAGGAAAAGCUCCUAACUUCAGUGUGAACUGGACGGUGGGAGAUCAGGCUCUAGAAGUCAUUAACGCCACCACAGGCAAGGAUGACAUGGGCAGGCCCUCACGUCUCUGUAAGCACGCCCUGUACAGCCGCUGGGUGCGACUACACUCUAAGCUUUCGUCAACUCUGCGAAUCAAAGUGCCCAAGCCCAGCUCGUACCACGAAGCCAAACAAGCAGCGGUGGAGUACCACACGGCCAAGCAGACGCUCAUCAAGGCCUUUCACAAAGCGGGCCUGGGUGCCUGGGUGAAAAAACCCAUAGAACAGGACCAGUUCUCGCUGAACUCUUGAAGAGGGAACAUUAAAAGACCAGGACAUGACAACAACCAGCUGUUAAUACUUCACUUGAUGUGCGGGGAUGUGUGUGUGUGUGCGCGUGCGCGUGUGUGUGUGUGACACUGUUUGUUCUCAGACAAACCAAGAGCCCUUUAGUGUCUGUCAUUUUGCUCUCUUUGUGUGAAUCAUGACUCUGCCUUUUUAAUUUGUUACGUAGAAUCAGAUUUUCAUCUAAUGUAUGUUUGUUUCGAAGUUAGCGGCAUUAGCCUUCCGCGGAUAACAGGACGUAAUGUCGUUUGUAACUGGAAUCCUUUUUUUAAUUUCGAUUUUUUUUUUUCGUGAGAGAGGGUUGUUCUGAUAAAACCUCGAUGCCGUAAACGCGUGCGUUACGUGGCUUCAGGUCGACCACUCCGCUCUGCGCACGGGUCCGAAGGUUUCCUGGUCCAGCCUACCCAAAUGCUGGCUCACCUUUUUGAGCAUGGUUCUCCUUGAUAUGCAAAACAUAAGCAUAUUUAUAUUUUUUAUUCCGUUCCCUCCGGAUUUUUAGAAGGGGAAGAGAUUCUAUCACAUAGAUCAGAACUAUUCAGCAUGGUCCCUUUAGACAGACAAACUUAUUUUGUCAGGACUUUAGUGUAGAAUUAGCGUAUUCCGUCUUUCUAGUAAAAGAGAUCUUAAUUUGACCUCGGAGGGAAACUUGAAUUUUUGCAUAUGGUUCCUACGUAAGCUGUAUUCGCAAACGAUGAAAUGAUUGGGAAAACAGAGUAGUCUUAUGAAUGCAACCAAAGUGCAUUGAUGUUAUUAAACGAUGUGUCGUGGCUUUUGAAAUUUCUCAGAGGUCUUAAAUGCAUGUGCGAAUUACAUAAGGCUCAAAGAAAGCCCUUUAUUCUGGGUUCAAUACUUUACUGGAAUAUAACGGACCAUUUUAAAAGCCCUGCUUUUUAGGUGUCUACAGUGUAUUGACUUUAAGCUGCAUGGAGUCCAUCGGGUCAGAUUUCCCAGCGAAACCUGAUCUGCUCACGCGAUCGGGUUAAACCUGUGUUAAAGGAAUGGUUCACCCAAAUACGAAAAUUCACCCUCAUGUCGACUCUAAAGCUCAGCUUAAGAAAAAGACCAAACCCGGAAUCAUGUAGGCGAGUCUGUUUCUGGAUGAGCUCUUCCUUUAACGUUCAUGCUGCAUACAGUCAAUUCAGGGUUUGAGAGCAAGGCAUUGUGGGAGUUUUUCAAGAUGGCAGAAUGGUCUGUAAAAUGCACGUUUAUUAUUGACAAAAGCCAUCUCUGCAUGCGGAAGCGAGGGUUUGCAGCGGCGACUCUGACUUUCACUUUAUCCUUGCGACUUGUUUGAGGAUUUUUUUUUUAUUUCCUGCAUAGACCCGAAUGCCUA